AUUAGAUGGGUAUAUCGAAUUAAAUUUACCAGAUUUAGAACUUGGUCAUCCUUUGCUAUGGCCAAUUUCUGCAUUUACAUCUAUGAAAAAAUAUUCAUCAAAAGGUGGUAACUGUGAUGAUGAACCAUUAUUUAAUGAAGAACUCUUUCAAGCAAUUAAACCAUUUGUUCAUGAGGGAAAUAAAAGAAAUGAAGAUGAACAAAAGUUGGACCAUUUACAACAGGUAGCCGCCUCAGCAUUUCUUUAUCUUUUUGCAAGUAUUGAAGAUAAACGGGCUUUAUGGAGUGGAAUAUCAAUUUAUGUAAGCUCAGAUCUCCCUGUUGGUGCUGGCUUAGGAUCAUCAGCAACUUAUUCAGUCUGUUUGGCUACAGGAUUAUUACUUGUACUUGGUCAUAUUUCGAUUCCAAAUAAUAGCAGUAAUCAAGAUGAUGAAAAAACUGAUACUUCUGCUGCAAAAUUGAUAAAUCAAUGGGCUUAUCAAGCCGAAAAGGUUAUACAUGGAAGACCGUCAGGAAUAGAUAAUAGUGUUGCUACUUAUGGUGGAGCUGUAUUGUAUAAGAGUGGGAAAAUAGAACCAAUCAAGGACUUUCAUUCCAUUCGAUUUAUACUUACCAAUACUAAAGUACCUCGUAAUACACUAACUCAAGUAGCAAAUGUUAGAAUAAGACAUGAUAAAUUUCCACAAAUUAUUGACCCAAUUUUAGAUGCAAUCGAAAAUAUCAGUGUAUCUUUGAAGGAGAUUCUUAAAAAGCUUGAUAAAAUUGAUAUCAGUGAAUUCUAUGAGAAGAUUGGGGAAUUUAUUGAUAUAAAUCAUCAUCUUGCCAAUGGACACUGUUCACAUGAUAAAAUAUGUGAAAUCACAGCAGAUUAUAAAUUACACUCAAAACUUACUGGAACCAGAGGUGGUGGAUGUGCAUUGACAUUGAUAAGAGAGGAUGUUAGUGAUAGUGAAUUGAGUAAAGUGAUAAUUUCGUUAGAAUCAAUUGGAUACAAAUGUUAUAUAUCAAAUGUUGGUGGGCCUGGUGUAGGAGUGAUUGAUGUGACAAAUAUGAUUAAUCUAAAAGAACUUUUAGGAUCUAAAACUCGUCCAACUGUUGGUUGGAGAUAUUUCAAUUAA
Entrophospora sp. SA101 is the source of this 1117-nucleotide messenger RNA. NCBI's taxonomy places the organism in Eukaryota, Fungi, Glomeromycota, Glomeromycetes, Entrophosporales, Entrophosporaceae. The record is from the annotation of a GenBank genome assembly.